Molecule: messenger RNA, 4991 nt
Organism: Dicentrarchus labrax (European seabass)
Lineage: Eukaryota; Metazoa; Chordata; Actinopteri; Moronidae
Product: leukemia inhibitory factor receptor
Exons: 18
Coding region: 1199-3868 (889 amino acids)
Biological process (GO): cytokine-mediated signaling pathway
Cellular component (GO): external side of plasma membrane; membrane
Molecular function (GO): cytokine receptor activity; protein binding
Source: RefSeq, a predicted model, not a curated record
UCAGGAUAUAAUGAAAGUUUCAGCAAAUAUGACAAAAAGCAGCUUUAAUCUCAAACUGUUCAGAGUCAGCAUAUCCUCCAAACAUUUCCACCAGAAACCUUAAAAGGAGUCCAAAUCCAGAGAAUAACUCUGGGAAUUCCAACCCUGGGAAUGAGACUCGGUAAUCAACUAUCUUUAAACCUCCAACCCAAAGUGUAUUUCUAUCUUUCUGGGCUCUGAUUGGUUGCUUUUGUUCGGCCCGAUGGAUUCUUGCAAAUGCCAUUAAGAGCACUAGGAGGAGCCAGAGAACCCUGAUUUUUUCACAGAUUAUCUGUCUCAUGUACUACUGUCAGGACAUAGUGAAAGUUUCAGCAAAUAUGACAAAAAGUUGUUUUUAUAAGAGUUACCUACUGCAGCUCUAAAUAAAUAGAUAAAUAAGACUAUACAUUAUUAUAUGAAUAAACAUAAAACUUGGUAAAACUUGAAAUUAUAAAACAAUCCAACAUUUUUCAUCAUUUUGGAAAUGCGGAAAUUUAGUCUGUUUUUAUUUCGCAAUGCCAUUUCCCAAGUGACUGUCUGGUUCUAUAAUGCUAAGAAUUGCUCCUGAAGGCUGUGUCAUUGGUCUGCAAAUGUGUGAGCAAUAGUUUCUGUUUCUGGUGAGCAGCCUCUGCCAUCAGUAUGAACAUGUGUGUGAAUGUUGAUGUGUAAAGCACUUUGACUGGUUGGAAGACUAGAUAGGCCCUCCAGACAGUAAAUGCUGUACAUGUGGUGAUUGUUUGAAGAGGCAGAGAGCCCUGUCGCCACAGAAGGACUCGUCGCAGUGCUCUGACACUUAAUUCACCCUUUCACUUCUCUGUCUGCCAGCUGCCAGCCUGACUCACCCUGAACUCAACUCUGUGUGAAUUCCCGGCCCACCCACGAACAGUCACUGACCUCUUAACACACACUCCCUCACAUCCACGUACUCUCCAGCAUCUCCUCUACUCACCGACAGCUCGGGAAAAACAAUGGCACUCUUAGAUCCCUUCCCAGGUACUUCACAUGGACUAUGAUGAUUAACACGUGACACGCUGGACAAUACCAAGGUAUCAAGUGUGAUUAGUGGAUGCUUUGGAUGCUUUUUCCAUGAUAAAAGUGCUAAAUCCAAGACUUGAGGGCAGGUUGACCUUAAAGGAAUAACGACAGUUGACCACAAACAGCCAUUGUAAGGAGGAAUAUAAUGAUCACAUGGUUAUUACUGUUUGCACUGUUCUGCAAGAGCACUCAAUAUGGAAAUGGACAAAACAAUGGUGUUUCGCACUGUGGACCUCAGUUUCUUACAGCAGAAAGCACUGACCAUAUGAUCUGGUUAACAUGGGAGGACGACAGUGCGUGCCCUAAAGUAGAUCUGAUCUACGAGCUGGUGGUUCUGAUCAUGGGCAAGCAAGUAUUAAAUGCGACAGUUGAGGUGAUGCGUGACCAGAUAGGAUCUACUCAUUACUGGAACGGGACAUCUGAUCUGGAAUUGGAGUGUGCUUCUGUCAGGCUCAGGUCCCGAUACAAAAACCACACAAGCCCAUGGAUAGAAGUACAGACUAGUCCUAAGGACGCCCUGAGAAACAUAAAAAAUAAUAGUCCAGCGGUUUUUCCACGGGACAGACUGGUUGAGGUUGGCAGAAAUGUCACCUUCUGCUGCAUUCUGCCAGUGGGGCAAAAAUUCAAAAAAAUGUAUCUGGAAUGGAAUGGUUAUAAUAUGGACCCUGCCUACAGCAUCACAAAUCAGAUAUAUGCCUUGACUUUCCACCUGAACCAAGCAUCAGGUGACAGUGGCAUUGAUAUAAAAUGUGAAACAGACAAAGCUACAGAUGGGGCUUCUGUUUAUAUUGGCUACCCACCUGGUGACAAGGAUCUUCAGUGUGAAACCCGAGACUUGGAAUCAGUCGAAUGUCACUGGAAUGUAGGAAGAAAAACACAGUUAUCGGUCAGGAAUGCAACAGUUUAUCAGCUACUUGGAAGCCCAUGUCUAGAUGGGUCUAAGGCGACAUGCUCUCAAAAAGUACAAGUGGAUGUUGGUGAGAGAAACUGGACGCUGACAGCAAAAAAUAAGCUUGGGAGGGUUGAGCUCUCAGACAGCGCAGAUCUGACCAAAAGAGUGCACAUGCACGCUCCAGUGAGAAUGAAGGCUUCAACCGUGAACGCCAGAAAUGUCACCCUGGAAUGGGAGUGGACGGUGCACCAGUACAAUAAUCUCAAUAUAACAUGCCAAGUUAACAUUAGCCAUAGUGGCACAAAUACCCCAUGGUUCCAGAUGAAGAACUUUGGAGUUGGCCUUGAUUUUGCAGUUUUAAAUGACUUGAUACCAGAUUGGAAUUAUAAUGCAAGGGUACGAUGUGGUACAACACAACAUUUCUGGAAAUGGAGUGAAUGGACCAGUAUCAGCUUCCACACAAAGGGUGAUGUUCCAGAUGCUCUUGAUGUGUGGAUGCAGGUGAAGCAUAACCAAACUAUAAUCACUUGGAAAAAACCACUGGCCAACCAGAGUCAUGGACACAUCAGAGACUAUGUAGUGACCUGGGCAAAGACCACAGAGAUACCACAAAAUAGAACUGUGCCUUACUACAAGCACAGACUUGAACUAAAUCUGGACACCACUGAAGAGUACAUCGUCACUGUUACAGCUAGGAAUAUAAAUGGCAGCUCAUCCCCGUCAACCAUCACAAUCCCCAGCCUAAAUCUAGACAAAACAGAAAGUGUGAAGACGAUCAAUGGCAGCAAUGGUGGCUUCAGCCUAUCCUGGUCUGCCAGUCCUAUGGCCAGCUGUGGCUAUAUAUUGGACUGGUGUCCUACCAUAGGGGAUUGCAGUGUGGAAUGGCUGAAAGUGCCUCCUACUGAAACCAGUGGCAGUAUAUUUUCAAAAACGUUCACUGAUGGAGUGAGAUACUCAUUGUCUGUAUAUGCCUGCACCCAGGGAGCUCCAGUGCUUCUUGAAAGAAGAGAGGGCUAUGUCAGGGAGAAAAGAAUACCAGACGGCCUGUUUAAAUCACUGAAAACAAAACAAUGGGAUUCAGAUGUCGAGAUAUUCUGGGACCCUAUAAAUCUAGCAGCGCAGUCUGCUUUUAUCCGAGGCUAUGUUCUGUAUUAUGAUGACAACAAUACAGGACUCACUGUCAGCACAGAUGAUCCUAAAGCCACCAGCCUGAGAGCAAGAAACCUCAAUAUUAGUUCCUACAAGUUCACAGUGAAGGCAAAGACAGCAGUCGGAGAAUGUGGUAGUGAAACUAUUACGGUCACCUUAAAUACACCAACUGAUAAAUUGAUCCAGCUUGUCAUCAUUUCCCUGGUCACUGUUUUUGGUCUCCUUUCCCUCAUCACUAUCAUUUGCUAUAGACACUGGGCAUGUAUUAAACACAAAGUCUAUCCUCCAAUCCCAAAGCCAGUGUUGUUGACAGACAAGUGGUUUACGUCACCGGGUGAAAAUAGUUUUCGUCCUCUCGUGAAUGACUGUCACCACAGGGAAGCAAAUAACACCGAUGUUGCAGAGGUGCAUUCUAACUCACACACACACUCAGCACAGAAAAUGCCUUUUGUUUUUCUACAAACUCCUACUGGUUACUACAACCAACCUCUGAAAAACGGCAACCCACCAUCACUCACUUUACCCACUACAACCUUCCCAUCUCAGCCAGGGUUACCAUCUUCUCCAUUCAGAAGUACAUUUCCUAACCCGUCAUACAACCUGAUAAUGCAGAAUGAGGAUCAUCAGUCAAACCCAAGACCUGAGCUUUUGGAAGAUUCAGGAAAAAACUCCAGUGGAUAUGUGCCUCAGACUGAAGCAGUCACUGUAAAUCCACAGAGUUAUAUGUCCUGUGACCCCACUUACAUUUUGCUCCCACAGUCACAUUCCAAAUAGCAGCUGCAUGCACAGCCUAUAUAAUAUGUUGUAAAUGGGAUGACAAAUAUGAUAAUGCUGCCAGAAAACGAAUUUAAAUUUAGUUGCCUUUUCUGUCCCUAGGACAUUAUAUGCAUAGCUAUGCAUGACAACUAUCUGUACAAUACUUUAUACUAUUAAGCAAAGUGUCCUGCACUUUGUUCUAAUUGCAAUUUGAAGAGACAUCAUAUAAAACCUUAAUAGAAACUACUUAGAACACUGAAAAUAUAGGAUUUCAGCCCAUCCCAACUCUCUAACACUACACUUCACUGGGAAAUAUUUAGUGAUUAGAAUCCUUCAGGUUUUUUUUGUGUGUGUGUGUGUCUCAAUUUCCAUGUGUGACAAAUGAUGCUACCUCAAAAAGAAGUAGCAUCAUUUGGGUCCUCUGAAGGCCAUGAAGACCAAAAGUAACUUCUCUCACUCAUCGGAAAGGAUUUCUAUGAAAUUUGGAGCAGACAACGUAGUAAUGGACACAUUCUAAUGACUUUGGUGAUCCUCUGACUACUCAUUUAGUAGUAGCAAAGUGUGACAUUGGGUUGCGUUUCUCCAAAAGACAAUUCUGUUUCCAGCCACCAUUGCAGCCUCUCCAGUUCUCUCUGGCAUUUAACCUCUGUAGGGUCAUUUAAGGGGCCAGCUGACAGAAGUGAAUGUUGGAUGUUCAAAUAGUUUCAGAAAGCCACUCCCCCUAAAUAUUUGCAACAGGAAACCAAUUAUCACUGUAAGUAGCUGAUGUCAUAGACCGCCUCCUUUGUUGAGUGAUGUUAUAUAUCAUAGAUGGCCUCCCUCACUCCUCUUUCAAACCAUUGGUUUUUUGUCCAAUAUCUGACAAUGAUAACUGAUAAAGCAACUUAUACUGUGAGUUAUGUUCAAAAUACUGACUGUAGGGCGCCCGGUUAGCUCAGUGGGUAGAGCUGGCGACCCAUGUACCGAGUCCUUGCUGCAGUGGUCCAAUACUGACUGUAAUGACUUUGCUGAAGCUUUGCCAAUGCAGUUGGAAUGUGAAUAUAUGUGUGUGCGUGUGUGUAAAUAAAUUGCAGGAAUGCAAUUCAUAUGUGAACUAUCUCAAAAUAAAAGUUUGUAUCUCAAAAUAAAAUUGUAAAAACUC